UCUAUAGUCACAUUUCACACUGACCGAUUUACACAGGCACACAGCACAGUGAGUCUGAUCGAUGCGUUGUAGCUUGGGUUUUUACAUCAUAGAUACCGCAUUGAAUCCAAGAGAGUGACAUACUGGCCCUAACCCCAACAUAUCUGCAGAUAACUAUACAUUGUUACUUUUAAAAGACGAAAAGGAAGACAUUCCAGCUCUUCUUUUUUUUUUGGCAAAGUGAUUUUUAAAGAACGCAACUCGCACAUGAAUCUGGUUGAAACAGCGCUUGGAUGGAAAAAAGUACAGCCCGAUUGAAAAGAAAAGGACGAAGAGCAAGGAACAACUUGAAAAGUUAAGUUAAAUAAACUUUUCGUCGUAUACCACCCAGAUUGUAUAAAAAAGAAAGGGUUUCUCACUGCAGACAGCUGUAAUCCAAAUCCGAUGCAAUGGACGGGUUUGUACGGAAGUGAAACGCAGCUUGGCUGUCUCUAUAAUUUUUGUUGGAUAGGUUUUUUUCUGGCUGUUGAAUUACAGUAAACAGAAAAUCGUAUACAGGAAAACAGGUAACACGAAUAAUUGGAAGAAAAAAAUGUUUUAAAUACGACGAAAGGAACAGACGCAUUUCUUGGGGUAGAUCUGACUACCUUAAGUUCUUUUCCGUUGUGAUCUCAGGACUGAACAGGGGCUUUCAGUGUUUGUUGCGUUCUCCUUAUGUGUAUAUUUAAACAAGUAGAUACAAAACGAGUACAUAAAGGUAACUUAUUUGGAAAUGACAGACAGAGGCCUUUAAAAGCAAGAAUACGUUGUUUAUUUUGGAAUUCUAGUUUACGUUUUCAUUUCCACAGAGAAAAUAGAUAAAGUUUAUUUUACUAUUUUAUUUUUAUAUUAUUUUUCUCGUGCAUCUACUCCAAGACUCUAAAGUGCUUAAAAAACAAACAAACAAACAAAAAAAAAACACGAAAACUCUCCCCAAAGGAAAUGCCAAUCGCUACAACUUCCCAGCCCAAACAGGAACCCUGUCUUUACUCCCGGCUGCGCACCAUUUCCGACGCAGUCCCCAAGCAGGGGCAUGUUAGUGAAGACAGGGGGGUGGUUUCACCCGACCAGAUUGAGGGGGUUGGCGGUGGAGCGGAGGGGGGCAGUGGCAGCAGCAGGCUGCUGGCGGCUUCCUCUUCCUCUCCUCCUUCCCAAUCCCCCCCUAUCUCCUCCCCCCUAACCUCGUCCUAUCAUCAGCAACCCCCUCUCAUGGAGCCCCCCAGGACUCGGUCCCGGUCUAGGUCUGGGUUUCUCAACCACAACAUGACCAGUAGUUGUUAUAACAAUUUUACUAAUAGCGGCGGCCACUUCACCCAUCACAGCCUCGGCUGUGAUACAACUGGUGUCCACCCCACAGAGAAUCAACGAACGGCGGGGAGUAACCCGACCUUCAGUAACGUGAGAGCUGCACCCCCAGGAGCACCUUCAGCAGGAGGUGUUGGGGCUGCUUUUCAUAGACAGUCAGUACAUCAGGAGCACACCUGCAAUGAAGACAGCGACAAGAGUGAAGACAGCCCGAGCCCCAAGCGCCAGCGGCUUUCUCAUUCAGUCUUCGAUUUCACCUCUGCCUCCCCUGCCCCAUCUCCACCAAUGAGACCAUGGGAGAUGCCAUCAAAUCGUCGGCCCCCUUCAGCUAGACCCAACCAACACCAUUUCUCAGGGGAAAGAUGCAACACACCAGCUCGGAACAGGAGGAGCCCUCCCGUUAGACGUCAGCGGGGGAGGAGGGACCGGAUCCCACGACACAACUCAAUCAGCCAGGAUGAGAACUACCACCACCUCACGUAUGGACAGCAGCCGAGUAUGGAGGAGCCUCGCGCCUUCCACCCCCCUAGCGUUUCCCCGCGUCUGCUGCACCCUGCUAUCCACCCCCCGCAGCAGAACGCAGUCAUGGUGGACAUCCACGAGCAGAUUCAUCAGGGCACAGUUCCGGUCUCUUACACGGUCACCACAGUAGCUCCACAUGGGAUUCCACUUUGCACAGGCCAGCACAUCCCAGCAUGCAAUACACAGCAGGUGCCAGGAUGUUCGGUGGUAUUCAGUGGCCAGCACUACCCUGUGUGCAGUGUGCCUCCUCCGAUGCUGCAGACGUGCUCAGUCCAGCACUUGCCAGUCCCUUAUGCAUUCUCUCCCCUCAUCUCAAGCGAUCCCUUUCUAAUACACCCGCCCCACCUCUCUCAUCACCCUCCGCACUUGCCUCCUGCAGGUCAGUUUGUACCUUUCCAGGCUCAGCAGUCACGAUCGCCAUUGCAGAGGAUAGAGAAUGAAGUAGAGCUGCUGGGAGAUCACCUUUCUGUGGGCGGGGGUUUCACUUACCCCCCUUCAGUGCACCCCACCGCCCUGCCUCCCUCCGGACCCCUUCAGUUCCUCUCACAUGAUCCCCUCCACCAGGAGCUCUUUGGAGUACCUUAUCCACACUUCAUGCCUAGAAGAAUCACAGGUCGCAGAUAUCGAUCCCAGCAGACAUUGCCACCUCCGCCCUAUCACCCCAGCUUCCUGCCGUACUUCCUCUCAAUGCUUCCAGUGCAGCCCACUGUGGGACCAGCCUUUAGUUUAGAACUUGACGUGGAUGAUGGCGAAGUAGAAAACUAUGAGGCGCUGCUAAACCUGGCAGAGCGACUAGGAGAAGCCAAACCCAGGGGCCUGACGAAGGCAGACAUUGAACAGCUUCCAUCCUACAGGUUCAACCCCAACAACCACCAGUCUGAACAGACCUUGUGUGUAGUUUGUAUGUGUGAUUUUGAGUCCAGGCAGCUACUUCGAGUCUUACCCUGUAACCAUGAGUUCCAUGCCAAGUGUGUUGACAAAUGGCUAAAGGCAAACCGUACCUGUCCAAUCUGCAGAGCUGAUGCUUCAGAAGUGCAUCGUGAUUCUGAAUGACCAAUGAAAUAACACCAUUCUUGUCUGGGUGUUCCUAUUUACAUGUAUAUACAGACUUCUCAUUGAACUUACUCCUCAUGUGUCCCUCAUUUAUCUUUAUUUUGGCUUCCAGCCUUCCUUUUUACACAAAAAAAAAAUGUGACCUUUCUUUGCACUGUGUGAUUUAAUCAAAAUAUUAAGCCUCUAUAGUCUUCAAUUAUGAAUUAUGGGAUUGUUUAUACUAACUGUCUGAUUGGAACUCCAAAGAUUAUAAUAAUUAUGUCUAUUAUUGUUAUUAUUAUUAUUAUUAUUAGCUUCGUUUUUAUAUGUGUGCACUAACAUUCCCCAGUGUUAUAUGUGUGUGCACUGACAUUCCCCGGUGUUGUGUGUGUGUGCACUGACUUUCCCCGGUGUGUGUGUGCAUUCUGCUUUUUGAGUGUUGCGCUAAAGAUUACAGUGGACGUGAUCUUUAAGCAUGCCCUUUUUAUAUAUGAACAUGUAUAUAAAAGAAAAAAAAGAAAUGUGGUAGGUGAAAAAGCCGAAUAUAGCAAUCUACUUUAUAUAGAGCCUUUAGAGACUGUGAGCUGGUGCGAUCGCAGUGUGGAUGAGCAUGUGCUUGUAGCCACAUGUACUUGUGUGAAUAUGUGCGUAAGCGGGUUUGCUUUUUCAAGAAUGAAUGUAAUUGGUAACCCUUAUAUGCCUGCAUGUAAUGAGACAGGUGUGGGUUUGUGUACGUGUGUGAUAUUAAUUAUCCCGCCAUAUAUAAUCUUGUGUGUUAUUUAUACAGUACUAGUACUGUACACAGGUUUCUUCCUUUUAUAUCCUAGCUGCGCACUGAAUUCUCAGGGUACAGCAAGUCUUGAAUCGUAUGUAGUUUGGCUUUUCUGGCCUCUUCUGAGAACACGUCAUUGUUACACAAACCGUGCGCUUGUCCUUUUUCCUUUUACUUUUUGACAUAAACAUGCUGGUGUGUGGAAAUGGUCUUUUUCUCAUGGCAGGAUGUUUGAAAGGAUUGCUUUUGAUUUUGCUCUACACUGCUAGAUUAAAGUCGUAAAUAUUUCUACACAAACUUUUUCAGAUUUUCCCCCAAAAAUUUUAGCUAUAAGGGAUUGAGAUACCCACUAACCAAUGAUUUCAAAACUGAAGAAAUAGAGAAAAAAAUAUUCUUCUAAAUUUUUUGUCUGAAAGCCACCUUUAUUUACAAUGUGACUAUGAAUUCUCAAAUGUGUAUUUUGUUUUGUGUAUUCAGAUUUCAGGAAUCACCUCUAUACUGCCAGAAACAUUGAGCUAAUAACAUACUGAUAUGUUAAUGUAGUCCUAAUUGGAAAUAACUUUCCAUUAUACAGUUGUUUGUGGUGCAAAGAAAAAAGCAUUUUGCCCCUAAAACAAUAACAAAACCAUUUGGCAACACAUCAGAACAAAGGAGAACCAACAGUGACUUGAUUAUUAAACUGGAAGAUUUUUUCCUGCUGGUUAUAUAUGAAUAGAUGCAUAAUUUAGGGUGAUCUGCAGAAAGCACUCCUAAAACACAGAUGUAACAAUACACUACACUCUAGGGUAUUUUUUGAAUAGCUGAAUAGUUGUAGAUUCCAAUACCAUUAUUGUAAAAUAAAUAAAACUGCUUAUUCUUAGACCUUUUUCCAUUUAUUAUAUUUUGUGAUGGUAAUAAAAUACCCCAUGGGUGGGGGGACACAAGUGGAAUCAAAGUAGAGUUAAAGGGUACUGGUAUUUAAAUCCACCUUUUUAAUAAAAAAAAUAUAUCUCUGUCUACUGUUCAUUAAUUUAUCACUUAAAAAAUGUGCCGUACUUCAACAUCUGGGUCUCUCGUUCCAUGGGCUGUGCUGCACCUUGCCAAUGUCUAAGUGCUGCUUUGUUCCCCACCACUACACCCCAAACUUCUACAACAGCAUUGUGUCAGCUGCAAUGUUGCUGCUUAGCACAUUUUGGUUGUCAAUUGUAACUUUUUAAAUUUAAUUUUUAACAGCACAAAUACAAAUUUCCUUAUUUGCCAGACCAUCAAAUACUAUUGCCUCUUACAAGGUCAUUUGUAGGAGAUUGAGGGUGGUAGGGGCAGGGUUUAUGAUUAGACUUACUCCUUUCCAGUGUUUAUUUUUUAGGGACUCACAAAGUACUGCAAUAAGCCACUAAUCUUUUAAAGUACACAUUUAACAGGUUCUCCACCUUCAGUUUGUCAUUUCUAACCAGCUAAGCUUGUUCUGCUGCUGGUCAGAAGCAAAACAUAAAUGGAAAAUGAUCGCAUUAAGCAGCAAAACACUUGCAACCUUUCACACAAUUAACAGGGUUCUUCAUAUAUCAAUGAAGAACCAGGGUUGGCUCAAAAAUAAAUAAGGUAAAAGGUGAUUGAUUUAUUAUGGUAUUUUGUGCCCCCACAUCUGAAAAAUGAGUGUUGAAAAGGAGCAAGCCUGUUCAUGAAUGUCAUGCUUGUAUGAUUUUUUAAGCCAAAAUGAACAGCCCCAGUAGUAUUUUUCACAGUAGAUAAUAAUGUGUUUGCAAACAGUUGCCUUAUUGCGAUGUGUAUGGAGACCAACCAGUGGCUUAAAUAGUGUGAACAAAAGUCAUGCCAGAAUGUUUUAACAUGUGUAUUUAAAACAGUCAUAUUCAUAAUCAAAUAGUAAUUCACAUCAUAAUUAUCCUUUAUUUGCCUAUAAUACUACAGUCUAAAACUGAAAUGUCUGUUGUCCGCUGUUGCAAAUUGAAGUGAUUGUUAGUGUGACAGAUAUGUGAAUGCAGUUCAUUUCCUGUUGCUGCCAUUGUUUCCUAGGUUUGGGUGUGACAGGUAGUUGAGUUGCGUACUGUAUGAAUGUGGGCUGUAUUGGAUUCUUGUAUCUGCUGGAUACAAGUGUGUGCAGGAGCAUUUUAUUCACUGGCUAAUUUGACUAUUGGUUUUAUCAAUAUGUGGUUCCAAAAAACAUGUAUGCAGGAGACCAGACAAUUCCAUCAUUUUUAUUCAAAUUAUUCGUUUGUUUUGGGUUGUUUUCCUCCCUAAUAAUUGUGCUCUUGAGAUGGUUAUUACCUCAGCCCAUAUCCUUAGCUAGUAGGCUGAGAUUUCUGGGAUUGCAUUCUAGCCAACCAUCAGUUUAGCAAGUGGCAACAGCUGUACUGUACAAGCCAUAGUAUGAGAACGGUAGUGCAAUGGUAUGUGGAUCAUUUGAGGGGGUGGGGAGCAGGAGCUUUAGGCUUUACACAAUAAUGGAUGCACAAAAGAUUGUAAACUAAGAUUUAAACUAUUUUUUUAAGUGAGGUGGGGUGGGGUGGGGCUACCAUUAUUAUAAACUUACUACAGAACAGAACCUAUUACUGAAAUGCACACCUAUUACAGGUGUGUGCAGUCAGCUUGGUGCUCCAGCACAGUAUUGGAAUAAAUUAAGAAAGAAAACAUUUAAAAAAAACUAAUAAAAUAUACAGUUUAUAAAAUAUAUAGCUUUAAGUACAGAAUUUGGGGUUACUUUUUGUAUGAAACUGACACAAAUUCAAAUUAGGAUGAUUCAUUGUUCUGGAGAGUUGUUCACACCAAAUUGAAUUGUCACACUCUCUUAAGGAUAACCACUUCAGUAACUGUUUAUUUCAUGGAUUGUGAGAAGUAGGCUUUCUUCCGAAGCUAGGUAUUUAUAAAACUAAAGCACACACGCACACAGUCUCAAACAACCCAGCUUGCAGCAGGCAGUGGGAGGAAAGGUGAUUAACUGCCAUGUGUUGUAAUGAAGAUAAAUGUAAUUAGAAGCCUCCACAGCAUGUAUGGUACACAAAGCAUCAGGACUCAGUAGGAUUUUGCUUUGCUUGUGUUGCCCAGGCCAUGUCUGAGCAUGCUGUACUAUCCAUUUGUGUUUUUGCAUGAUUUUGCCCCCCAUUUUACAGUGCUGAGAAAAAGUUUGUGAACCCCUUACAAUUUUCACAUAUUUCAAACCUAAAAUGUUAUUAGAUCUUAA
Messenger RNA from Polyodon spathula (Mississippi paddlefish), 6824 nucleotides. Its product is annotated as E3 ubiquitin-protein ligase RNF38-like. Bases 961 to 2898 code for a protein of 645 amino acids. NCBI's taxonomy places the organism in Eukaryota, Metazoa, Chordata, Actinopteri, Acipenseriformes, Polyodontidae. The transcript has 12 exons. The record is from RefSeq and is a predicted model, not a curated record.